Molecule: messenger RNA, 1583 nt
Organism: Puccinia graminis f. sp. tritici CRL 75-36-700-3
Lineage: Eukaryota; Fungi; Basidiomycota; Pucciniomycetes; Pucciniales; Pucciniaceae
Exons: 9
Coding region: 274-1392 (372 amino acids)
Biological process (GO): protein arginylation
Cellular component (GO): cytoplasm
Molecular function (GO): arginyl-tRNA--protein transferase activity
Source: RefSeq, a predicted model, not a curated record
CCGUGCGCGACCUCCUCGGAGGGACUUGUGGCACGCUCGGCGCUGGCAUCUACCCCAAUCAUCGACCACGGAAGGCGGGGAGGAAAAACCGGUUGACAAAAAACAAAGCUUGGAAAGUGACUCGUUUGUUUGACGAACUUGAUUGGGUUUGUUCGUUUCUAUGUAUGUAGCUCUUGUCCAGAGUCUAGAGUCCAGAUAACGCCCAAACCUACGCCUGAUUCGUAUUAUCAUCUGACAAGAGAAUCUACUUGAGUCAAAGGAAAUAGAGUUCCCAUGCCUGGGCAGGAAGAACCGAGAUACUACUCGCUCAUCGAGCCACUCAGAGAAUCAUCUUCGCCUUGUGGAUAUUGCCAUUCUAAGUCGGAUUCGAGUCACACGUAUGGAGUCUGGGCUCAUGACUUGUCCCCACAAGUUUAUCAAAUGAUGAUGGAUCGUGGCUGGAGACGGUCGGGCUCUUAUCUGUACUUACCCGAUCGACGUACAACCUGCUGCCCGCCUUACACGAUCAGAUGUUCCGCCUCAGGUUUCCAAGCAAGUAGAGGUCAAAGACAAGCAGCUUAUCGAUGGCGAAAGUUCAUCGAAGGCGCAACCGAACAUUCUGGAGCGCCAAAACAGCAGAAGCCUCAGUCUACAUUUGAUUUGUGUCAAGUUCUCAAUUUUGAUGAUGCUCAAGGUACACCACCAACUAUAAAAGAGCACGAAUUCCAGAUCAGGAUCGAGCCAGCUGCAUUCACCGAAGAAAAAUUCAAACUCUACAAGAAAUACCAAAUUGAGGUGCAUAACGAUCAAGCGGAGGAAGUGACGAAAAAGUCGUUUGAAAGUUUUUUAUGCACGAAUCCGUUUCGAUCAGAUCGCUCGGUAGCCAAACACGCGUGCUGGUUGGUCGAUGACCAGCUGAUAGCCUUUUCGGUUAUUGACAUCUUGACACUAGGCAUCAGUAGUGUGUAUCUUGUCUGGGACACCGAUUAUGCCAAGUAUGGGUUGGGCCGGUUGGCGUCGCUGCAAGAAAUCGCCUGGAUUCAAGAAUGGGGGGCAUCGAAGUUGGGCGAGCAAUUUGAUUGGUAUUACCUUGGUUUUUACAUUCAUUCGUGUCCGAAGAUGACCUACAAAGCAGAAUAUUCUCCCAGCUUCCUUCUAGAUCCAUCAGCGCUAGACUGGUGGCCGUUGGAAGACUGCAUUCCGAUUCUUGACGCGAGCGAGUCAAAUGUAACAAGUUUUGCAUCAUCGGACGUGAAUCAAGAAGGCAAAAAAUCUGAUCGAGCCGAUUUCUCAGUCAAGAUAUUGACUCAGACUGGAGCGAUCGAGACUGUGAAAUCGAGCGAUCCAAGAGUGAAAGAAGUGGUGGAAAAGGUAGGAGCUGAGAUUGUCAGAUUGUCUUUGAUUUGCAUUUGAGCUACAUAUGUAAGGCUUGCUUAAAAUGUACAACGUAUCCAACUCGUAUUUCAUCUGCCUAAGUAUGUUGUAAGAAUUAUAUCACUAUGCCCGGAUCAUUGAUAUGAAUGAAACUUGAUUAACGCAUUUUUUAGAUGAUUUUAUUGAUGCAUGACGCCAGUGUACAAUCAACACAUGAACCUGAGUAUUGC